Ooceraea biroi (clonal raider ant) is the source of this 3718-nucleotide messenger RNA. Its product is annotated as probable ATP-dependent RNA helicase DDX5. The record is from RefSeq and is a predicted model, not a curated record. Lineage: Eukaryota; Metazoa; Arthropoda; Insecta; Hymenoptera; Formicidae. Gene Ontology annotation, molecular function: RNA helicase activity; nucleic acid binding; ATP binding.
UGCGUGCUCCAUGUUGCUUCACACCGUUGUGAACUUCCGGCGAAGCAGGCAGUAGGAGCUGCCCCGUAACGGAGGAAGCGUGUGCUUCGACGCCUGGUCCGACUAUCUCGGGCCAAUAUCACCACGCAACCCAGGAAACGUUCAGAAAAUAACGGCACCAUUCCCGCUAUAAUGGCAUACGGCGAUCGCGAUCGUGGUGACAGAAGAGGAGGCGGCGGCUCGCGCGGCGGUGGUCGCUUCGGCGGGCGAGAUGGCGGGGGAGGUGGUGGCAGCAGGUUCAGCAGCGGCGGAAACCGCGAUAGCGGCUUCGGCAGCAACAGUUUCAAGAAUCGGCAGCCCGGCGAACGUCUGCGCAAACCGCGAUGGGACAUGAGCACGUUGCCGCCGUUCAGAAAAGAUUUCUAUCAGCCGCAUCCGAAUGUAAUGGCGCGCAGUGUUCAUGCCGUAGAGGCAUAUCGUUCGAAUAAAGAGAUCACCGUGAAGGGGACUAACGUUCCAGGGCCCAAUAUCUAUUUCGAAGAGGGCGGCUUCCCGGACUACGUUCUCAACGAGAUCCGCCGCCAAGGCUUCGGCGAGCCGACCGCCAUCCAAGCGCAGGGUUGGCCGAUCGCGUUGUCUGGUCGCGACAUGGUCGGCAUCGCGCAGACAGGUUCCGGGAAGACGCUAGCGUACAUCCUGCCCGCGAUCGUGCACAUAAAUCAUCAGCCUAGAUUGAGCAGAAAUGACGGGCCGAUUGCCCUGAUCCUGGCGCCAACCAGAGAACUGGCACAGCAGAUCCAGCAGGUGGCAUCGGACUUCGGCAUGUCGUCGCAAGUACGAAACACAUGCAUCUUCGGUGGCGCGCCGAAGGGGCCGCAGGCGCGCGACCUCGAGCGCGGCGUCGAGAUCUGCAUUGCCACGCCGGGCCGCCUAAUCGACUUCCUCGAGCGCGGCACCACAAAUCUACGUAGAUGUACGUACCUGGUACUGGACGAGGCCGACAGAAUGCUCGACAUGGGCUUCGAGCCGCAAAUUAGGAAAAUUGUAGAGCAAAUACGACCAGACCGCCAGACCCUCAUGUGGUCGGCGACGUGGCCGAAGGAAGUGCGUAAUCUCGCGGAGGAGUUCUUAACGGACUACAUACAGAUCAAUAUUGGCUCCCUGCAACUAGCCGCGAAUCAUAAUAUUUUACAAAUCGUCGAUGUGUGCGAGGAGUACGAAAAGGAGAGUAAACUCAUGAAACUGCUGGAAGAGAUCUCAAACGAGCCGGAAAAUAAAACUAUUAUAUUCGUGGAAACUAAGAGGAAAGUGGAUGAUAUAACGAGAGCUAUUAAUAGAUAUGGAUGGCAAGCGAUUGGCAUUCACGGAGACAAAAGCCAACAAGAAAGAGAUUACGUAUUAAACCAGUUCCGGAAUAGCAGAUCCGCCAUCCUAGUGGCUACCGAUGUCGCGGCGAGAGGUUUAGAUGUCGAGGAUGUCAAAUUUGUGAUAAACUUGGACUAUCCGUCCAACUCUGAGGACUAUGUACACCGUAUCGGGCGUACGGGUCGCUCGCAACGUACAGGAACCGCGUACGCUUUUUUCACGCCCGCCAAUGCACACAAGGCUAAUGACUUGAUCCAAGUCCUGGAAGAGGCUAAGCAAGUUGUCAAUCCAAAAUUGUACGAGCUGUCUAGGAAUCCUGGCGUCUAUAAGAGAGGACGCUACGGUGGACGCAGCGGAGGUGGUGGUGGUCGAGGAUCCGGAGGUCGUGGUGGCUCACGAGGCUCCCGCGGUGGUCGCGAUGCGGGAGACAGAGGAAGAUUCGACCGUUCGUCCGGCGGCGCGAAUGAUCGCACCAGCAAAUGGACCGGAAACGGUACCAGUGGCCUGGGCGGCACUAAUUAUGGCGGCAGCAAAUCGUUCCCGCAGAACAGCUUUGGCGGAGGCACUAUCGGCGGUGGUUCUGGCAACUACAGUCAGAAUAACGGCGGAUACGGCGGAGGCAGUUACAGGCAACAAAACGGCUAUUGACUUCGCAUAAGCGGUCCUAAAUGAAUAUUGUAACAUAGUGAAGAGAAAAGAAAAACCAGGACAUAGUGAAUGAUGAGUGCACUCGAUGCAGCGAGAGAUCUGUCUCGCGCUCGUAUCUCUCUCUCUCUCUCGUGUCUCUUUCGUUGUAAUCAGCCGAGCCGAGACGAGUUCUGAAUCAUCCAAAGUCCGAAUUGUACUUUACGUUCAAGCUUACGUACAUACGUCUCACCGAGGAAAAAAAACAUUCGCAUCUUUUCCCUUUUUUUUAGUACGCAUGGAGCAAAUCCUUAGCUAGUGGGAAAAUCCAUCUGUAAUUUACACGUAUUACAUUUAGGAUAGUUCCUUAUCACACUUCUUAGGCAAGAAAAGCGGCUACUGCCGGGCACUGUAGUAUUAUCACAUUGGAAUAGGAUAACAAAUACUAGUUAUAAAAAUAUAAUAAAUUAAAUAAUAAAGUUAAGUAACUAAUGGAGUAGUGUAUGAAGAUAUACGAGACCAGAACAUUCACAAGGAACCAGGAACAUUGCGUAACUAACUCGUGUAAUUUUCUCAUCUACUUUGACCUUUCUUCUUCGACGUUGUGUAUCAUAAUCUCCUACCUUUACAACAUUCUUUUCUCGAUCUCUGUAAUAGUAUAAUUUUAUUUCCGAAGUAAGGGCAAACUUUGCGAAGUAUAUUUCGUUUGAAACGAACAUAUAUAUUAUUUUAGGGACGUUCCAUGAGCAAGAGGGAAGAAAUGUUGAGAGAAUGCAAUAUAUUCCGAGGCAUUUGAUUUCUUCCAUCUGCUCAUGUGCUUUAUACUCGAAGAGCGCGCUGAAGGUAUUAUUUAUUAGUUGUAGAGCGAGCGUUCUUUUCCGCAGACUCGUAAAUGUGCACGGAAAAACCUAAUGAUGUAUACACCCUGCUACAUUGCAUUAUGCACACGAUGUAUUUUCGCCGAGUUACGUUACUGUCGAGCGUGUGAAUCACGAGUGCCGUCGCGAUAAUCUGUUGAUGCUAGACCUGCCACGGAGCGCCUCCUUAUCGGAAACGACGUCCGAUAUCGCUAGUAGUUCCAGUACGCAUUAUUGAUAAUUAUUAAUCACGCUAUCAUGGCUAGAACGCCUCCUUCAUUCAUUGGUGGAUGAACGUUUAUCGGGAAUCAGGCGAUCCGCGGUCAGAGUAUGCUCCUCGAAAUAAAAACGCCUCUCACUCUCUUCCCCCUUGCAUACUCCGCCAAGGUUUAUCACACAAAACGUGAAAUAAAACGUCAGGUUCAGCAGAUUGUUGUGUCUGCUAAUCGUAAUUCCUUAUUUUGCCGCGAUAAAUAGGCUCUCGAGCCAUGUAUACAUGUAUCAGUGCUACGUGUAUUAGUGGCGAUGUUAUAAGAUAUAUAUAUAUUGAAAUGUGCAAAAUUGUCGGUGUUUCUCUAUUUCGUGUAAUAAUAUUUAACGGUAAAAAUAAUCAAGAAAAAAAUGGUCAUUUUAUUAUAUUUAGAACGUAAUAAUUAUUAUUUGUGAAAUUACUAUACCUGCUACAUGUAUAUAACAUUUCAUCGUUUAUUCAGGAUUUUUCCAGAAUUUUUUUCCUUUUUAGAGUUUUGGCAUGAUGAAGAGAAGUACUUUUCCGUAAUGUUGUCACAUUACUUUUGUGAAAUGUAAAUUUGCUUUAAUAAUGGAACCAUUUUAAUUUUAAAAAAGAUAUUCCGAAAUUACAAGAUAUCAAAAAAUAGAAUUAUAAUUGUUUG